Molecule: messenger RNA, 953 nt
Organism: Zonotrichia albicollis (white-throated sparrow)
Lineage: Eukaryota; Metazoa; Chordata; Aves; Passeriformes; Passerellidae
Source: RefSeq, a predicted model, not a curated record
CCCUCCCGCUGUCCACGCUGCCGUGAGGUGGAGCGGCCCCGGGACAAUGAAGGGCUCUGGGUUUUUGCUUUCAGGGGGGAUUUUUGGGGGGCUGAGCGAGGUCUGGGUGGGCAGAGGAGGGAGAAAAGGCCCUGUGUGCCCCCAGCCCCGAGGUGGAGUGCAAGGCUGCCCGCUUUGCCAUACUGAAGGAGCAGCACGCCGUGACCGGCGACGUGAUGGCCUUCGAUGGCUCCAUCCUCUUCCUGCCCAUCCAGAUCCCCAAGGUCAGCCUGAAGGCUCAGAACAGCAGCGACGGGGAGGAGAUCAUCAUCAACAUCCAGAUGACCAAAAUCCUGGAGCCCAGCUCGGAUCUCUGCACCCCCUUUUACAACGUGGUGUUCCGCAGGGUGAUGAAAAUCUUAAACAUGAGUUUGGUUGGGAGACAUUUCUUUGAGCCUGCCCAGGCCACCACCCUACAGAAAUACAGCCUCCACAUCUGGCCAGGAUACGCCGUCAGCAUCCGGAGGAAGGACGGGGGGCUCUUCCUCAUGGUGGACGGCAUCCACAAGAUCAUCCGCAGCGAGUCCGUGCUGAGCGUGAUGCAAACCAUCCACUCGCAGAACCAGAGGACGUUCCAGGACGAGUGCACCAAGCAGCUGGUGGGGAGCGUGGUCAUGACUCGCUACAACAACCGCACCUACCGCGUGGACGACAUCGACUGGGACAAGACCCCCAAGGACACCUUCACGCUGGCCAGCGGGCAGGAGAUCAGCUUUGUGGAGUACUACAGCAAGACCCACGGGAUCACCAUCAGGGAACUGGACCAGCCCCUGCUCGUCCACAAGCCCAAGGAGAAGCAGACACCAGAGGGGAGGGUGAGCCAGGCACAGAGAUCCAUGGACUGCUCUGGGAUUCUCCAGCCCAGAGAGAUCCACGGGUUCCUCCAGCCCAGAGAGACCCAUGGGCUGCUCUGA